Elgaria multicarinata webbii is the source of this 2233-nucleotide messenger RNA. Its product is annotated as zinc finger protein with KRAB and SCAN domains 4-like. The transcript is spliced from 4 exons. Lineage: Eukaryota; Metazoa; Chordata; Lepidosauria; Squamata; Anguidae. The record is from RefSeq and is a predicted model, not a curated record. The coding region runs from base 278 to 1729 and encodes 483 amino acids.
GCCCCGGCACCUCUUUUUUGAUUUGGAAAUUAACCGCCGGCAGAAGCUCAAGCAGAAUAGCCCGCAGCAGCAACACUGGCUAAAGUUGCAUUCUCAAGACCACUAAACACAGAUCAGUGUUACACCCUUCAGCCACCCUGCCGUGGCUUGUGUACAGUGCAUGCUGCUGGGCAGAACUUAAUUUCAGCCAGGGCUCACACCAAAGCCUCUCUCGUUGGCAAAUUGGCCAUUGGAAACCUUAACAGAAGGCUACGGAAGCUCAGAAUCCAACCCAAGGAUGAGGAGGAAAAUGGCAGCAAAGCGGAACAUUGUGGCCCAGUAUUUCCAAUGUCAGACACCGCUGGAGCAACGAGUACAGCCCUCAGUGAAAAUGGAGAAAGAGCCAGACCCAGCAGGGUCCGACGCCUUGGGAAUAUCAGAGGGAUCUGUAAAAACUUACCGUAUUGUGCAGGUGGGGCCUACUGGAGGAGGUGUAAGGCUGGUAACACCUCAGCAGACCAGGAGCGAACGACUGGAGGCUCCUCAGCGCUGGGAAAUCCAGGGGCAGGAGUUACCAACUCCGGAGCUUACGCCAGUCCAGUCGCCAGCAUGGAGGAACCUGCAAGUCCCAGAGCUCACACUGACAGAAGAUGUUGAGACCUACUUGGCUACCUUCGAGGAUGUGGCUGAGGCCUGCAAGUGGCCGAGGGAACAAUGGGUGACCCGGCUCGUGCCGGCCCUCAAUGGAGCUGCGCUCCAGGCCUACAAUAGCUUGGAUCCUAGAGAGAGCGGGGAUUAUGGGAAAGUGAAGGCCGCCAUCCUGCGGGAAGAUGCCGUCAGCCUGGAGAGGCAGCGCCAGAACUUCAGGCACUUCCGCUACCAGGAGGCCGAGGGGCCCCGGGAUGUCUGCACUCGGCUACGGGGGCUCUGUCAUCGCUGGCUGGAGCCCGAGAGCCGUAGCAAGGAGCAGAUUGUGGAGCUGGUGAUCCUGGAACAGUUCUUGACCAUCCUGCCAGAGGAAAUGCAGGACUGGGUCCAGGAGUAUCGCCCAAAGACCUGUAUCCAGGCGGUGACCCUGGCAGAGCAUUUCCUGCUGAAGCAGCAAGAGGGUGAGAGAUGGGAUCAGCAGGUGCUGGGUCCAUUUGUGCUUGAGGAGGCCGUGAGUUUCCCAGAAAAUGAGCAAUUACCGUUGGACACCAGGCAGAUGAUGCUCUGUAGAGAGGCCAAGGAAGAGAUUAACGAGAACCCCACCUCGUUGGCAGAUGAUGAGAUCCAGACCAAAAAUGAGGAAGAGUUUUUAAUACAGGAAAGUACGAAGAGGCAAAGAAGCCGACUCCUGCCGAGUUUGCAGCCGGCCCAGUUUGCCCGCCAGAACUCCGACGGGCAGCCGCUGGCUAACAAACAGGCCCUUCAUAAGCAAGACGCGCUCUUCCCCUGCCCCGAAUGUGGAAAGAAUUUCUCUCGUAAAUCCACCCUCACCAGGCACCGGAGGGUGCACACGGGCGUCAAGCCCCACCAGUGUGCCGAAUGCGGGAAACGGUUCUUGCACAAGUUCAACCUGGUGAACCACAUGAGAACCCACGUGCGGGAGGAAUCGAGCCGUUGUGGGUUGUGCGGGAAAAACGCGAAGCGGAUUUCAGGCCAGGGGGGCCAAGAAAGGAAGGCCGGGUGCUGCGAAUGCGCAGGAAGUUUUGGGCUGCAGUACAGCACGGAGCAGAGAAUGCCCGAGACGGGAGAGUCUUUCAGCUGACUCGAACGGAGCGGAGAGAAAAAAUGUAGCUGACUUGAAUGUAGGGAUAUUUUUUUAGGAAAUACUCUAAACCCAGGGACUCAUUCUCUGCCCUGGAACUUUCUAGAAGCUGGAACCCCCUUCUUAUGAUGAGACGGUCGCUCUAAACAUGAUCAAAGCAAAGAAUGCCUUCAGCUGCUCAGUUUGGUUACCUGUUUAUUUUAUGGUUUUCCCUUUCCUUGUUUGUUAAUCUUUGAAAGCAUACAGAGUGGGAAAGGGGGCAAGCAUGCCCUAACUACACUUAGAAUAUGAAAUAUGUACUUCCUAAUGUUACUGUAAAGAGCCCUGAUGUGUCCGUCACACAGGACCUGUAGCCAAAAUUAGUAGAAAUUUCCUCCUCUAGAAAAUACCGAAGUGUGAUUGAAUGGCUUCUAUCCCAUAUGCUGUUCUCAAAUGACAGAGUAACUGUGGCUAAAAUUUACAGAUAAUUAAUGUCCUUCAAGAAUAUUAGAAUAGCAGCUUUUG